This is a messenger RNA of Orcinus orca (killer whale), 1510 nucleotides long. RefSeq lists its product as uncharacterized. The transcript is spliced from 2 exons. Lineage: Eukaryota; Metazoa; Chordata; Mammalia; Artiodactyla; Delphinidae. Bases 136 to 945 code for a protein of 269 amino acids. The record is from RefSeq and is a predicted model, not a curated record.
GGGCCUGCAGCCAGAGGCCAGUGUGUCCGCUGAGCAAGGGGAGGGUGGCGGGAAGGGUCAGCCCAGGUGGCAAAACACUGGCGUGAUGGACACCUCGGGGGCGUCUGAGGGGAGAGUGACUCCAUUUGGUCCAGAAUGACUCGGAGAGCCAAGGGUGUGCCGAGUGUCCAGGGAGAGAGCCAGGGCUUUGAUCGGGUGGGGCAGUGGGGCAGGCUCAGGGCUGGGGGUUUGGAGGUGUGCCGAGGUGAGAGGGGCUUCCAGCUGGGCGAGUGUUGGGGUCAUUCACAGAGGUGGGAGGGGGUUCCAGGUGGCCGCUGGGUGGAGCUCCCGGAGAGGGCUGAGCUGAGGCUGUCGGUGUUGCAGUCAUCUUUGGGUGGUAUUUUGAAAGCUGGGUUUCCAAAUGCAGCAAAGCAGAGCAGCCCCAGCACAGCCCUGGGGCUUGCCGACGUCCACCUGGGGAUGACCUGUGGGGGUAGCCGGCAAGGAGCCUGGAGCAGCGGGCGUGAGGCAGCCACACGCGUGUGCAUUCGUGCGUACCCUCCCGGCAGCUGGGCGUCUACAUCACCCCUGCUGGCCCCGCUUGCGUCUGGGAGAGCACGCCCCCCGCCCCGCCCUCCGCGGGGGCUGUCCAUCCACCGCACAGAAGUUCCUAGCGGGGCUGGAGUGCUCGCAGGGAACAGGCCUACAUCAUCCUGGCCCCUAGCCGCGUGCUUUGGGGGCAGCAUCGGCAUCUGCUCCAGCUUCUCGUCCCUCCUGGAGCAGAUCCUCUGCGUGAACGGACACUCCAGCACGGGUGCCGGCCCUGCCCUGGGGGCCCCGCGGCAGGACGGAGCUUUGGGGGCCUGUCACCCCACAGGCUCUCUUCUGCCGCUGCUCUCCCGCUGGUGGCUGUGGAAUGGCCCACGACCUCCCCAGGCGCUGGGUUUCCACACUUGGACGGGGUGAUGUGGGCGCUACUGAGAUGCUGUGUGAAAAUUUGUGUCUGCAGACAGCGGGGUGGUGGCCGUGGGGAGGGGGUGCUGGCAGAGCCCAAGUGUGUUCCACUGGGAUUUCGUGUGGCGCUUUCCGCCAUGCCCCAGCCACCCCAGCCCUGGGGGACCCGCUGAUAUUGGAGAUGCAGAGGAGGGGGCCUUGCUCUGCUCAUAGCACCUCUGGCCGCGCCCUCCACUGUCUGCAUCAGCCCUGGGUGUGGGGUUCGGGCCUCUCGUGUUCCCAGCUUUUCAGGGGUGGCCGGCACUGAGGGGUGUCUGCAGUAGGCAGGCCCUUUCUCUAGCAAUUGUUGAGCUCCUGGCUGGGGGUAGCGCAGGGAAAUGGCGCCUCCGGGGAGGACACCUCUUCCCCCAGCCAGCGGUGCAGCCAUGCCUUCCGUGCCAUCCUGCCUGGGCCUCAGGCUCCGUUCAGUGACCCUGCCGUGGGCUCCCCGGUGACGGCGUACAUCCUAAGGGUGAGGGCCUCCUCCUGGCCCCAGGUGACAGGGUGCCCCCGCCUCCUCUCCUCCUCCAGGAAUUUG